AACAUGACGAGUUGUCGCCGUCUCGAAGGCAAAGUUGCAAUUGUUACAGCGUCCACUAAAGGGAUCGGUCUAGCAAUCGCAGAACGCCUAUGUCUGGAGGGCGCUGCCGUUGUCAUUUCCAGUCGGAAUCAGAAGAACGUCGAUGACGCCCUCGAGUACCUCAGAUCUAAAGGUUGUUCCAAGGUUAGCUGGUUGCAUUUUAGAAAUUUGCUUCUAGGUAGAGGGCUUGAAAAAUUCGACAAGAUCGACAUUUUGAUCAACAACCAUGGAAUCAGUCCAGUAAUAGGGCACAUUCUUGGUGGUUGGGACAAACUAUUCAAAGUGAAUGUUAAAGCAGGUUGGCAACUAUCAAAGCUAGUAUAUCCCUAUAUGGCAAAAAAUGGAGGUGGAAGCAUCGUAUUUAACUCUUCACUUUCGGCUUAUAGCCCACCACCACAAGGAAUCGCCGCCUAUGCAGUAACAAAGACUGCUCUGCUUGGUCUCACCAAAGCUUUAGCCAAUGGCUUGGCCAAGGAUAACAUCCGUGUCAACGCUAUUGCACCAGGGAUCAUAAGAACGCGAAUGAGCAAAAUGAACUCACCAUUUGAAAAUCGACUUUCUCUUGGUAUAACCAAUCGAAACAUUCCGCUCACUGGAGAACCAAAGGAUUGUGCUGGAGCAGUCGCUUUCCUUGUUUCCGAUGAUGCAAAGCAUAUUACUGGUGAAACCAUUGUCAUUGCUGGUGGUGUUCAUGCAAGACUGUGA
Angiostrongylus costaricensis is the source of this 744-nucleotide messenger RNA. The record is from the annotation of a GenBank genome assembly. Lineage: Eukaryota; Metazoa; Nematoda; Chromadorea; Rhabditida; Metastrongylidae.